Molecule: messenger RNA, 597 nt
Organism: Pelobates cultripes (western spadefoot toad)
Lineage: Eukaryota; Metazoa; Chordata; Amphibia; Anura; Pelobatidae
Source: the annotation of a GenBank genome assembly
AUGCCAGAACAAAGUAACGACUAUCGAGUUGUUGUUUUUGGAGCUGGGGGUGUUGGGAAAAGCUCUCUGGUCCUACGUUUUGUAAAAGGGACUUUCCGUGAUACAUACAUCCCCACAAUUGAGGACACAUAUCGUCAAGUGAUUAGCUGUGAUAAAAGUGUGUGCACCUUGCAGAUCACAGACACAACUGGGAGUCAUCAGUUUCCAGCCAUGCAACGACUCUCAAUUUCAAAAGGCCAUGCCUUUAUUUUGGUUUUCUCUGUCACAAGCAAACAAUCCAUUGAGGAGCUGAAGCCAAUUUAUCAGCAAAUUCUGCAAAUCAAAGGGAGCAUAGAAAGCAUCCCUGUCAUGUUGGUGGGAAACAAAUGUGAUGAGAAUCAGCGUGAGGUGGAGACAAAAGAAGUGGAGGCCUUGGCUAAGGAAUGGAAAUGUGCCUUUAUGGAGACAUCAGCCAAGAUGAACUACAAUGUGAAGGAACUUUUCCAAGAGCUGCUAAACCUGGAAAAAAAAAGAAACAUGAGUCUAAAUAUUGAUGGAAAGAGGUCAAGCAAGCAGAAGAGGGCAGACAAAAUUAAGGGAAAGUGUAGUGUCAUGUAG